Messenger RNA from Cladocopium goreaui, 4166 nucleotides. The record is from the annotation of a GenBank genome assembly. NCBI's taxonomy places the organism in Eukaryota, Dinophyceae, Suessiales, Symbiodiniaceae.
GAAAGUCAUCGACAAUGCUGGGGACAAGUCUAUGCAAGUGAAGUAUGACAUGUCCAUGAAGAACCAGAUGUAUGGGAAGAGUGGAGACUUCAUUAAGGGACGAGAGCUAUUCGCAAUGAUUUUGAUAAGCUUCAAAUCACCUGAUCACACUGAAGUCCUCUACAACUCUCAUCAUUUGUACGUGUUCAGCUAUUAUGGAGAUGACCAACUCGAGGCCUUCUACAACAAACGGCUUGACAUUAUAUACAACAUGAAGCAUGAUGACCGACCUUCUACAAACUCCCUGCGUGACACAUUGUUCCGGAAGAUUGAACAUUCAAAGCUUAUGCACUUCGAUAUCAGCCGAUAUCGCACCUUUGAUGAAGGGCAUCCUGAAAAGACCUAUGACUUCCUAUUAAAUAUGAUCAAAGGAUACAUUGCUAGAGGGAAGCAAGAAAGACUGUUGAAAGACAGGGAGCGUGCAGUCAAGAUGUCAUUGACCUCCAACAAGACCACUCCAGCAUUGGAAGAUGACGUGAGGACUGCUGCCCCCACCAAGACGAAGAAGGAAGACGCUGCAGCCGCCUCAUCUGCCGGUGAUCCUCCCAAAGGGAAGCCCAAAGCCAAGGCAAAAAGUGAAGCUGCUUCUGUCCUUCCUACACCUUCUCCGAAGUCCCAUGCCGACAAGAACAAGAAAGGACCUCUGGUGCGCUCCCUCCGUCUGCUUGCGCCCCCCAGCUCUUGCCUCCCUCGCAUGGCGCGGCUGGUGCGGAUUCUGCUUCUCUACUGGGCUUGCCAGGAGGGUGGGCAUCACUUCCCCGCCACGUCCGAACAAGUGGCUCCCAGCUCCAACACCUCCCUCUGUCCUUCGCAGCACGUGCCGCGCAUUGGGAGGAGGGCGCGGCGGAAGUUGACCAACGCCCUCAAUGUUGCCUGGUCCGGCAUCCGGAUGCCUUCAAGUUUGCCCGCCCGGCAGCGGCGACUUCGUCGACGCUGGGGCUACCGGGGGGUGCGAGUCGGGGAGGCUUUGCACCCGGGGCCCUCCCCUGGCACACCCUUGCACCCCGCCAUUGGUCGAGGCCGGUCCCCGAGCCCUCCUGAUGAUGAUCCACGCCCUCUUCGGCGUAGGGUGGCUCCACCACCUGAUGUGGUGCGGUGCUUUUGCCCAGUCCCUGGUUGCGGGCAUGCUGACGCCACUCGGGCCCGCGGGUGGGGCUCUCACGACGCAAUGCGGCAUCACCUUGACGAUCAUUGCGCCGGGACCUUGGCGGGUGCAGUGCCCAUGGAGUACUUGGACGCCCAUCGCCUGGACCUUUGCUCGGUGUGUGGGCUGUUGGUGGCGCGCCGGUUCAACGGUGUUCAUCCCAGAUGUCGCCCACGUGCCCGCCAGCAGUUACCUAACCAUAGGCCCGCCGGCCUGAUGGACGCGGGGCUGCCCUCCCUUGACAGCAUCAUGGAGCUGGAUGUCCCGACUCUCCGGCUUGAACUCCUCAUGCUGCCAAAAGCCGUUCUGGUGGCGCCAACCCGUGGCGGUGCCCGCCACCAUCAGCAAGCUGCCCUUGCCACGUUGCGCCGCUGUCAGCGAUGGCUGGCUGGUGAACGAAUGGACUUAUGGGAGGAACUUCGGGCUCGGCCCAUGGCCACUCGCUCAACCGCUGACAGUACCACUGCCACCCAGCACUCUCGAUGCUGUGCUCUGGCGGCUGAGGGGGAGUUAUCACGUGCCUGUGCGGCCUUGACUGAGCCCGCCCCGCUACCUCCUUCACAGGCCACCUUCGAGCAGCUGUCCGCCCAUCACCCUCAGAGCGCAAUGCCUGACGUCAGUCGGCUUGGCCCUGCCCGGCCAGCUGCGGUGCCAGAACUCUCGAGUGAAGCUGUCAUUGGUGCCUUGAAGACGUUCCCUCGAGCCUCUGCUCCUGGACCUUCCGGGCUCCGCGCCGACCACAUCAAGGAAACAUUGGCCACGGCCCACGGGGACGAGGUCACCGCCCACUUGGUUAGCCUAUGCCAACUGCUUGCCAAAGGGGAAGCUCCCACAGUUGUGGCGCCUUACUUGGGCGGGGCCCGGCUCCACGCCCUCCCUAAGAAAAACGGCGGCGUGCGGCCCAUCGCGGUCGGCGAAACCAUUCGGCGCCUGGUUGGCAAAGUCCUCUGUCACGCAACGCGGGCUGAUUCCAAUCAAUAUUUCUGGCCUUUGCAGGUUGGAGUCGGCGUCAAACUGGGGGGCGAGGCAGCCGUUCACACCGCUCGGCAAUGGGCCGAGCGCAACGCCGGGGUAGCAGACAAAGUGCUUCUCAAAGUGGACUUCCAGAAUGCAUUCAACAGUGUGGACCGCUUUGCUUUGCUUUCCGAAACCAGGGCGGCUUUCCCGGGGCUGGCCUGCUGGGUGGAUUGGUGCUAUAGCUCCGCCUCCGUCCUCAGAUUUGGCAAGCACACCAUUCCGUCAACCCGGGGCAUACAACAAGGUGACCCCCUUGGGCCCUUGUUGUUUUCUGCGGCCUUGCAGCCAGCGUUGCGGAAGACUGCACAGUGCCCCGUGGAGCUUUGUUUUUCGUACCUGGAUGAUGCAGUGCUCGCCGGCCGAGCCGACGCAGUGGCUGCUGCCUUCAGGGUCCUUCAACACGAAGCCGCAGUGGCCGGUCUGCAACUUGAACCUUCCAAGUGCGAGCUGGUGCCUUUGGCACCGCAGGCUGACCUCUCGGCUUUCCCGCCUUCGUUUCAAGUCCGGCGGCCUGGCGUGUUUGACCUCUUGGGCUCCCUGUCGGCGACUUUGAUCAUUGCAACACUUUCACUCAAACGGAGCGGGUGGAGAAGGCGGCCAAAUGCUUGGAAGCUGUGGCUGCGCUGCCGGACCCUCAGGUUGGGCUCCAACUUCUUCGCCAUUGCGUUUCCUUCACAAAAAUGGUGCACAGCAUGCGAACCACUCCUCCGGGGGCUCAUGCCUCUGCGCUGGCGGCCUUCGACCAACAACACCGUGGGUGCCUGGAACACUUGGGGUGUUUCCCUGUCUCAGACCGAACUUGGCACCAAGCUACUCUUGGUCUUAAGCAAGGCGGCCUCGGGUUGCGGCAGUGCACUGUCCAUGAGCCUCGAUGGUCGGUACACGCCUGAUUGGCCUUCUUCUGUGCAGGCGGCGGCCGCGUUUGAUGCUGCCGUCCUUGCUUCCGACCGCUUCCAUGGAGUUCACCAACCCCGGCAGCAAACCUUGUCGGCGGCCUUGGACAAGGCCCAGCUUGCUCAGCUUCAGGUGUCGGCCGAAGGAGAAUCCGAGCGGGCACGCCUUCAACUUCUUCAACAACCGGGCGCCGGGGCGUGGCUGCUGGCCCGGCCUUCGCAAGCCCUUGGGCUUCACCUGGAUGCUGCCUUUUUUCGCGUGCUUCUCCGCAUGCGGCUCCGUGUUCCCGUUGCAAGCUCUGAUGGCUAUUGCCCCUUGUGCGACGGGAUCGCGGACCGCUUCGGGGAUCAUGCUCGGGCGUGCCCUUGCGGCGGCGAUCGCACGAAGCGCCACAACCGCCUCCGGGCGGUCGUCGCUGCUCGGGCUAUGGCCGCUGGACUCAGCCCUGAGGUCGAGAAACAAGGCUUGUUGCCUCAACGGCCGGAGGAGCAUGGGGCUAGUGAAUCUGGCAGUCGCUGCAACCCGUCACAGCGACGGCCGGCUGAUGUUUACAUCCCUGCUUGGGGGGCCCAUGGGCCAGCAGCUUUUGAUCUCGCCGCCACGAGUGGCAUGCGAGGCUCAGUGCUUCCCGCCUCCGCUGCGUGUGGUCGGUCUGCUGCCACCAACUACGAAGGGAGAAAGCGAGCCCAUCAGAACACGGAGCAGCUCUGCCACGGCCAAGGCCUCCAGUUCGUGCCUCUUGUGGUUGAAGCUUGCUGUGGUGGGUGGGGCCCCACUGCUUCUGCCACUUGGAAAAAACUUGGGGCGUUGCAUGGAGCUUGCAUCGGGCUGUCGGCGUCCCAGGGCGUUGAGCAGCUGCUUCAAGCCUUGUCUGUGGCCUUGCAGCGAGAAAACGCAAGAGCCGUGCUCCGGCGCUUGCCCCCAGCAGACGACGCCUCCUGCUUCGCAGAAGGUUUUUCGCAGGCAAGUGGGGCGACAGCCCUUUUGCCACGGCAGUUGGGCACUUUGCAUUCCAAUCGCGUUGCCCUGCUGGCAUCGCUGACUUUGCCUGCUUGGUCGCCCAUUUUUCCUU